CCACCUUUCCCAACCCAGAGCGCGCGAACUCGCCACCGCCUCGCCGGAAAUGGCGCCCUCCCUCGCUCACCUCGUGUGCCUCCUCCUCCUCCUUCUCCUCCUCCUCUCCGCUCUACCCCUCUCCGCAGCCGCCUCGACCCCCCGGUCCGCGCCGCCGUCGGCGCCGCCCACCCCGCUCGUCCCCGCGCUCUUCGUCAUCAGCGACUCCACGUCCGACGUCGGCACCAACAACUACCUCGGCACGCUCGCCCGAGCCGACCGCGAGCCCUAUGGCCGGGACUUUGACACCCACCGCCCCACCGGACGCUUCUCCAACGGCCGCAUCCCCGUCGACUACCUCGCGGAGAAGCUGGGGCUCCCCUUCGUGCCUCCGUACCUCGAGCAGAGCAUGCGCAUGGGCGUCGGCGGUGCUGGCCUCAGCAACAUCGGUGGAAUGAUCCAAGGCGUCAACUACGCUUCCGCGGCAGCCGGCAUUCUCUCCAGCAGUGGCUCUGAGCUGUGGAUGCAUGUGUCGCUGACCCAGCAGGUGCAGCAGGUUGAGGACACAUAUGAGCAGUUGGCGCUGGCUCUUGGGGAGGCAGCUACAGUCGACCUGUUCAGGAGGUCGGUGUUCUUUGUGUCGAUCGGGAGCAACGACUUCAUCCACUACUACCUGCGCAAUGUGUCAGGCGUGCAGAUGCAUUAUCUCCCAUGGGAGUUCAAUCAGCUCCUUGUUAAUGCAGUGAGGCAGGAAAUCAAGAAUCUGUACAAUAUCAAUGUUCGAAAGGUCGUGCUGAUGGGCCUUCCUCCUGUUGGCUGUGCCCCGCACUUCCUUUCGGACUACGGCAGCCAAAAUGGGGAAUGCAUCGACUACAUCAACAACGUCGUGAUCGAGUUCAACUAUGGACUGAGACACAUGUCAAGUGAGUUCAUCCGCCAGUACCCAGACUCGAUGAUCAGCUACUGUGAUACAUUUGAGGGGUCAGUGGACAUACUAGAGAACCGUGACCGCUAUGGCUUUCUGACCACCACUGAUGCUUGCUGUGGGCUUGGCAAGUAUGGCGGGCUAUUCAUCUGCGUUCUUCCACAGAUGGCGUGCAGCGACGCGUCAAGCCAUGUGUGGUGGGAUGAAUUCCACCCGACCGAUGCUGUGAACCAGAUCCUGGCAGAAAAUGUGUGGUCUGGUGAUCACACCAGGAUGUGCUAUCCAGUGAACUUGCAGGAGAUGGUGAAGCUGAAGCAGUAGAACCAACCUGGAUCGUCAUUGCAGUUACUUGCUCAACUUCUGUGUUUUCAUUUUCGACAAAGAACUUCUGCGAGUGGGACAGUGAAAUGUAUAUCGAGAAUCACGG
Messenger RNA from Triticum dicoccoides, 1331 nucleotides. RefSeq names its product GDSL esterase/lipase 7-like. Gene Ontology annotation, molecular function: hydrolase activity, acting on ester bonds. The record is from RefSeq and is a predicted model, not a curated record. Bases 50 to 1225 code for a protein of 391 amino acids. NCBI's taxonomy places the organism in Eukaryota, Viridiplantae, Streptophyta, Magnoliopsida, Poales, Poaceae. The transcript is spliced from 5 exons.